AUGCUCUCAACUGUAAACACCGUGCUCUCUGCUCCGGUACCGGUAGUCCAUCCUGACCGGCCACCGGAUCCAGGCCCAACUCUCACCGAUAACUCUCCUGAUCCGGCAGGGUUCCCUCCGGCCACAGGAACGGACAUGCUCAUUGACCCUUCGGCGACCACGUCUCCGACGAUAACUUCCUCAGCUGUUCCUGCGGCGGCGACACCGACCUCUACAGACCCCCAACCUAAAUUCUCGUAUGCUUCGGCGGUGGCAGGCUGGAGGAUGUCGGAGGCUGAUCAAGUUUCAAUGAAACAAUGGACCCCUGUGGGGGAAAAUGAUCUCAUCCCCGGCAAACGGAAUGGUGAACCAGCGCUCAAUAUCUCCAGUGAGUUUAAGAACAGGAUUUGUGCCCCCUGGCAAAGAACGAUCGUGGUGCGACUGCUUGGCACAAAGAUUGGCUUCAAUGCCCUUUGCUCUCGCCUUCGCAGCCUCUAG
Linum trigynum is the source of this 477-nucleotide messenger RNA. Lineage: Eukaryota; Viridiplantae; Streptophyta; Magnoliopsida; Malpighiales; Linaceae. The record is from the annotation of a GenBank genome assembly.